GAGGUCAGGCGUGGAGGGCGCGGAACCUUCGCCACCCGGAGCUGUCCGGGCUCCGGCGCCCUGGCCGCCGGCUUUUGGGUGCAGCGUCUUCGCCGGUGAAUACCGCUUCCACUCUCCGGGUGUGGCCGCCAGUCGGGUUGCUCUGCUGUGCUCCAUCUCCUUCUCCUAAAGAUGCAUCCUGACUUAUCUCCACACUUGCAUAUUGAAGAAUGCAACGUCUUGAUUAACUUGCUUAAGGAAUGUCACAAAAAUCACAGCAUUCUGAAAUUUUUUGGUCAUUGCAAUGAUCUUGAUCGGGAGAUGAGAAAAUGCUUGAAGAAUGAGUACAUGGAAAAGAGGAACAAGAGCAGGGAGCGUGGCAACGCAAUGCAAAAGAGACUUUUUAAUCCUCCAGAGGAAUCUGAAAAAUAGAUCAUAUUUUCACUGGAUGCCUUGGCUGAGAGAAGACCCAAAGACUCUUGGGUGGUAGCUGAAGGAAUCCCGUUGCAUUUGGUCUCCAGAAUCCUUUGAAUGGAAAGUGACCUAUGAGAAAUCGAGCCUUGGAGAAGUAUGGAAGCCCUGGAUCCGGAAUAUUGGUUGGGCAGAGCUGUUAGAACUCUCUCUCCUCUUCCAGCGCACCUGAGACUUCUAACGUGUUUGUUCCCUUUGCCUGCAGCCCGUUGACAUUUGAGUA
Balaenoptera musculus (blue whale) is the source of this 673-nucleotide messenger RNA. RefSeq names its product COX assembly mitochondrial protein 2 homolog. The transcript has a single exon. The record is from RefSeq and is a predicted model, not a curated record. NCBI's taxonomy places the organism in Eukaryota, Metazoa, Chordata, Mammalia, Artiodactyla, Balaenopteridae. The coding region runs from base 172 to 411 and encodes 79 amino acids. Gene Ontology annotation, cellular component: mitochondrion.